Messenger RNA from Episyrphus balteatus (marmalade hoverfly), 859 nucleotides. RefSeq lists its product as uncharacterized. The transcript has 3 exons. The record is from RefSeq and is a predicted model, not a curated record. Bases 100 to 822 code for a protein of 240 amino acids. NCBI's taxonomy places the organism in Eukaryota, Metazoa, Arthropoda, Insecta, Diptera, Syrphidae.
AGCUCUAAAUUUUUCAAAAAGAUUGCGUAUAGAUUUAUAACAAAAUUAAAAUUAAUUUUAAAUUAUUUUGUGAACUUUCCUUUUUUGUUAAAAGAUACUAUGGUCAGUGAAUUGAACCGCCCGAAAAAUUUUAGUAAAAUGAAGUCACAAAAAUCACAUAGCAGAUCGAGGCGCAAUAAACUGUCUUUGUCCAAGGACCAAGGAUUAAAAAGUCCCAAAAAGGAACACCAAGUUCGUGACAAUGAAAUGGAUAAUACAAAUAGAAAAAUCAAAUCAGGGAGUUGGAAACGGACAACCUGUCAUUGGGAUUUACCAAGUAAUUCAAAAUUUAAACCAAUCAAUAACAUCAAUGAGCAAGCAUAUCCGUCGUUGCCCGUUAAAUCCCAUCAACCCCGUAUUUUAUACUCCAACGUACUCUUUAGCGGAGAAAAACUUAAAACCCCAGUGAAAAUUAAAAAUCUUACACCAAGACAUUCAGUCAAAAUUAAUUCAAGUCGAAGUCGAAAACGUCUCAUUUCGGUGGAAAGGGUACCUCCAAAUAAUAGCAAGGAUAAAUGCACUUCAAGAAUAAAUUGUUUUAAGUCUGCUGAAAAACCCAUUAAUAACAAUAUCCCAAAGUCAUCAGGUGAUUUGGAAAAAUGUAUUAACAAUUUAUUCAAAAGUCUCAGCAUCAGUAUUCCUUCAUGGAAUUUCGAAGAUUAUGGGCAAUUCAACGAUAAUUCGGAAUAUGUUUGUCGUUUCGAUGAUUAUAAUUAUUUGGUUUGUGAAAAUGUAGCUCUUGUUGGUCUAAGAUUAGCUUCUGAUGGUAAAUUUAAAUCUUAAAUCUGUUGUUUAAUAAAGAGAUUGAUUUUGUUGAUGG